UCGGUCAGCUCGUCUGACCUGAAUUGUUGUGCCCUUUGCAAGGGCCGCGGAAAGAGAGAAGGCCUGCUCAACUACGCGGGAGUCGAAGCCCGGCGCUCUUUUGCUUGGCAGCCCCGAGAGACGACGUCAAGCAUCACAACAACAACUACUACCACCACGACAAGAGCAGCGACGACGACGACGACGUUGCCGAUCUCGCAUCGCCUUUCACAGUUGAAGCACAACGAGGACGGACCCUUAACGGCGAGAUUAUCGGCAGAGUUGGCCAAGCCUCCACUGGGCUGAGAUUGGAAAAAAAAGGGCCCUUUUGAUCGGCUGGAUUGGAUCGGCCUGUUUGUGCCGUUUGCCCUUCUCUUGCACUGACGAAGGACCUUCGCCGCUCCACUUGCUCCUUCCUACCGCUUCGACUCGACCACAAGACCUUCUUCUCCGGUCGACGACGAGAGAAGACAAGAUGGCGCCUUCGUUUGUCAGUGCACACGCCUUCCAGCAGCCCGUCUCGCCCCGGCUCGACGGUCAGGCCUCGACGUCGACGGCGAGGGGCACAGCCGAGCACGACGCCGCUGCUUCCUCGUCGUCGCCCCUGAUGGCCAAGUCAUCCUCGGCGCGAUCCAGGACGCGCUCCGUGGGUGCCGAUGCUGCCUACCACCAGGCCUACAACGAUCCAAAUAGCAGCAGCAGCAGCAGCAGGCAUGUGCACAACCAGCUGCCCGACCGAAGUCGAAACCUGAUGACGCCCGACUUUACCGUCGAGCAGUACGGCAGCAGCGGCGAUGGAAAGCGAGGCAGCCGCGUGCGGAGCGGGAGCAGCUCGGCGGCGCUCCAGGCCAUUGGCCGGGGAUCCGAGCAGCCGAGUGACACGGGCGCAACAGCCUCCCCCUCAUUGUCGUCGUCAUCGCCGAGGAGACCGCGGCUGUCGAACCACCUGCGGUCCUUUCUCACGUCCUUUUCUGGCGCGCUCCCUAGCAGCAGCAGCAGCAGCAGCAUGACAACCACCGUCGCAGAGGGAAAGGCACGGACGAGCGGCGAGCACGACUCCACCAUCGGCGGCCAGGCCUCGACGGAGCGCUUCCAGGGCCUCACUGCCUCGGCCGCCUCGCUCGCUGCGACGGGCGCGCCCCUGGCCAUGCCCGCGGCCCGGCAGGCGGGGCCAGACGGCCUCUAUGGCCUCAACGACGACAGCCCCCCGCUGACGCCGACGAGCGAGCGCGAGUCGUCCUCCGACGACUACUACCAGCCAGCCAGCAAGCGUGCGUACCAGACCGGCGGCGGCAGCCAUGCCAACCGGCACCAGUGGAGCGCAGCACAGGCCGCGGCCGAUGCGGCUGCUCUGGCUGCCACUGGCGCGAAUGCGACCACGGUGGCAGCAGGAGCAGCAGACAACCGGCAACAGCGGCCACCCAUGCACCUUGCGAUGAGCACGACUGCCUCGUCGUCGGCCGCCUCGGGCCGGUCCUCGCCCCUGUUUGCCUCGAACCUCAGCGCCUUUUCCGACGGCACCUUCUCCCCGCCCACCCGGCCCACGUCGAGCUCGCCCGUCGCAAAGGGCGGAGCAGCGCCUGGUUUGCUGCCCAGCAGCCAUGCACCGGCCGACUGCAUCAGCCCGCCGACGAGUCCGGCGCCGUCGCAGCAGCAGCAGCAGCUGCUGCAGGACAGCAACGCCCCGCGGUCGCUCAUCGGCCUCCUCUCGAUCCUCGCCGCCAAGCUGGCCUCGUCGCUCACGACGCCGGCCAUGCCCCCGCUGCGGCCCCACGUGCCCGCGCUGCUCCUGCUCGCCACCGCCUUUGUCGGCUCCACCCUCGUCCUCAUCCUCGCCCUCUCCACCCUGCCCCUCGUCCUGCCCGGCCACAUCACCGAGCUGACGCUGAGCGAGAUCCGCGACAUGUCCCUCAGCCUGCGUGCAUACAGCCGCGCCUCGCCCCGUGCCUUUGUCCACACCCUCGCCGUGCUCGGCUACUUCUUCACCUGGAAGCAGUCCUUUACCAUCCCCGGCAGCCUCAUCAUGAACGUCGUCUUUGGCGCCAUGUACGGCACCGUCAUGGGCACCGUCUACACCUCAGCCCUCACCUCGCUCGGCGGCGUCUUUUGCUACCUCCUCAUGGCGCCCCUGGGGCCGCUGAUUGCCAGCAUGCCUGGCCUGCACAAGCCCCUCGACAAGAUGCGUGGCGCCCUCUCCUCGGGCCUGUCCUCGUCCUCGGCCCGCGCCACGGGUGUCGCGCGUCGGGCAAGCAGCGUGCGCAGGCGACGACCACGCACGGCCGCCGCUUCUUCCUCGCCCUCGUCGUCGUCGUUCUUUAACCCGUCGUCGUCGUCAACCUUCCGUGGCGCACCGCCCGCACGGCGCUCGUCGCUCCAGGUCAAGAUGGCCGGCCGCGCAGCAGGCAUCGACGGCGGCAGCAGCAUCUGGUCCUACCUCCUCGUCCUGCGCGUGCUGCCCAUUGUGCCGUACGGCCUCAUGAACAUUGCCUGUGCCGUCCUGCGCGUGCCCCUGCUCCCCUAUGCGGCCACGCUCCUCGUCGGCUCUGUGCCCUGGAACGCAUGCACCGUCCAGGUCGGCGACCUCCUCGUCGAUGUCGUCGAGGCCAUUGGCAGUGGCGCAGCAGCAGCUGCCGCGCCCGUCCUCGCCGACUCGCUCGACCUCGGCGGCUUCUCUGACGCUGCCUCGCCCAAUGCCGCUGCUGCCGCCGCCGCCAUUGCUGCUCCUUCUCCUCGCCCGCAACCACUCGUCGCAGCCGCGGCCGAGGGAGGCGGUGCCCGCGCCAUCGCCGCCAAGGUGUGGAGCAAGGAGAUGAUGGUCAAGCUGGCGCUCAUGAGCAUCGUGAGCCUCGCCCCGAUGCUCCUCCAGCGCUACAUCAAGCAACGUCGCGCGCAGCAGCAGCAGCCGCACGACGGCGGUGAUGAGGCCGACGACAUUGACGGCGUCUAUGAGGACGACGAGGCCGCCGACGAGGCCGACAUCGAGGAAGAGGCCGAUGCCGGCGACGAAAUGUAUGCCAACGGCGGUGAAGACGGCGACGACGAGGGCGAGAACAUGGCGAUGCUGCGCACGGCCAGCCCUGCGACCAUGUCGAGCGCGAUUGGCGCGUGGAUCUCGAGCUCGUUUGUCUCGUCGACGAUGUCCCCUGCGAUGACGACGACGACGAUGAGCUCGCCGCCGCCGCCGCCGCCGGUGCUCUACGACGAGCCGCCGCAGUCGGCCAAGCGCCUCUCGGCGGCCUGGUUCGAUGGACCUGCGCCCGAGCGCGCCUGGUCGCCCGUCAGCAGCCAGGUACCGGGCCAUGGCCAGCAGCACGCGCGACAGGGCUCUGCCAGCGGCCUCUCGAGGAACGGCCAGUGGAUCAUCCCGCCGGCGCCGGCCCAGAGCCCGUCGCCGCCGCCGAUGCGGCUUCCCUCGCUCAAGCGUGCCUCGAUCCACCAGCACCACGCUUCGGCUUCCUCGAUUGUCUAGCCAGCAACAUGCUUGCGGUCUCUCAGCCUUUCCCCCAAAAUCAAUCUCAAAACAGCACACGCACGCCCUUCUCUCAUGCACAUCAUUGAUCAUCAUUAUUACUACCACACACUGUUCAUCUAGAUAUCAUGCGCGCCCCUCGGAUGGAUUAUCCCUGCAAUACCCAUUCGUCUUCUCAGGCA
This is a messenger RNA of Acaromyces ingoldii, 3630 nucleotides long. RefSeq lists its product as hypothetical. The record is from RefSeq and is a predicted model, not a curated record. The transcript is spliced from 2 exons. Bases 455 to 3448 code for a protein of 997 amino acids. Lineage: Eukaryota; Fungi; Basidiomycota; Exobasidiomycetes; Exobasidiales; Cryptobasidiaceae.